Coregonus sp. 'balchen' is the source of this 4057-nucleotide messenger RNA. The record is from the annotation of a GenBank genome assembly. Lineage: Eukaryota; Metazoa; Chordata; Actinopteri; Salmoniformes; Salmonidae.
AUGGUGAGUGUACGGGUAUUUCAUUUGGUGGGGAGAAUAUACAUGUUUUCAUCCUUUACCAUCUUCUUCAUAUAACGUUAAUGUGUCAUAAAAGUGACCGUUAUUUAUUGAACAUAACCAAAGUACCCAUUUCAAGUUUGUAUGGUGUGAAAAUGUUUUGCUGUUUUAUCUGAAAUCUACCCUGACUUGGUAAUGAUAUUGCCGGUGGCAGUUGUCUCCCGGACUACCAGCCAUACAGCGUGCUUUAUUUUAACACCAUCAGUGUCUUGGAACUUGUUGAAAUGCAGUUUAUGUAAACGCUAAAUCAUGCAUUACACUUGUUAGGCAUGUUAGAAAAUGUGUAGUUGCUUUGCGACUAGACGCUUAGCAAGUAACGUAGCUAGCGAGUUGGCUAAUUAAUGUCGAAGGCCUAAACUCGCAUCAGUCAGUACAGGUUACAGGUCUCUCUGUUCCAUGCGACCUGAAUGGGUUAACUCAUUGUCCUUAACGGUAGUAGUGUAGGAUAUUUAAAUUGUUAAUUAAUUGCAAGUUGUCAUAUAAACCAUUAUGCCUUUGCGAGCUGGGUAGCUAGCUAACUAGGCAGCCAUAGCUAAUGUUAACUCGAAAAACAGUAUUGUUGAUGAGAACUCGCGUCAAGCAUAUGAUCAAUCACUGACGUUUAUUUCAGGCUUUUGCAAUGAUGCUUUGAAUUUCUUGAACUGAAUCUUUUAUGUUGAUUCAAAACACGAGCUUUUUAACCCUGAGCUAAAGCCACAGUAAAGUUAUAUUCAGUUAAAUGUAUUUGACCAAGCUAACAUGUAUGCUGACCAGUCUACUUGUUGCCUUUGACAGCCUAAAGGCAAGAAGUCUAAGGGGAAGAAGGUGGCACCAGCCCCUUCAGUGGCCAAGAAACAUGAGGCCAAGAAAGUGGUCAACCCCCUGUUCGAGAAGAGGCCAAAAAACUAUGGCAUUGGUGAGUUAAGUGAACCUGGGAUUUCUUAGAUUUUCAGUAACCAUUUCAAAUCUUCCCUUGUCAGCCUGUGCAGAUGAUGUAAAGAAUAUUUGCUAUCUUAACAACAAUGCAGACAACCCACCAAGAUCGCUGAUGCACUUGUUCCAUGAUUGUAGUGGCCUCAGGCUGUUUUCUGAUCAUACAAAAGUGAUUGGAUGCAUUAUACCCCCCCCUCCCCAUGUUUGUUUAUAGGUCAGGACAUCCAGCCCAAGCGUGAUCUGACACGCUUUGUGAAAUGGCCCCGCUACAUCCGCCUGCAGAGGCAGCGCUCCAUCCUGUACAAGCGUCUGAAGGUCCCCCCUGCGAUCAACCAAUUCACCCAGGCACUGGACCGCCAGACCGGUAAGUCUAUGCAUGAGCUUAUCAAUGUCGUUGAGUUGUCUAUUGGCAUGGGGGAAUUGUUUCUGAAGAUGGCUGGAAUAUUGGGGGUUAUGCAGAUGAUGUGAAAGAAUAUUUGCUAACUGAACAGCAAUGUUGACACCCACCAAGAUCACUGAUGCACCUUACUGUACUUGAAAGACCCUCGAGCUAUCUGUGUGGCUCCCUAACUUUAGAUAACUUGAGUUGCAGAUGUUUUCUGAAAUGCCUCAGCGCCAGUGGGAUGUACUAAUUCUCUAUUUCCCAUCAGCCACACAGCUGUUCAAGCUGGCCCACAAGUACAGGCCGGAGACCAAGCAGGAAAAGAAGCAGAGGCUGCUGGCCCGCGCUGAGCAGAAGGCCGCUGGAAAGGGAGACGCCCCAACCAAGAGGCCUCCUGUUCUCCGUGCAGGUGAGGCAUGAUGGAUUGCAAUUAUUUUUUGAUUACAUACUUUGGCCUUGAUGCAAUGAUGUUUGAAUUUCUUCACCUGAAACAAUCAUGUAGUUUUUUUAUUGAGCUUUUUAACCCUGAGCAUCAGCCAUAAGUAUUGUUUUAGUUCAACAGAACUCUUGGUUGAACGUGGGUUUGAUAUCCAUAUUGAAUUCUCCCAUAGGUGUGAACACAGUCACCACUCUAGUGGAAAGCAAGAAGGCCCAGCUGGUGGUCAUUGCCCACGAUGUGGACCCUAUUGAGGUAGGACUCCUUUCACCAUUCUAUGCUUAUUUUGUGCGUUAUGGGUGAGCUGUUGCAGGCUUGAUCAUUAUUCAUGGGGAAAUGUGGUCGUUCGCAAUGAUGCUUGAAUUUCUUCACCUGAAUCCUCCAUGUGGAUCAAAACAUACAAGCUUUUUAAUUCUGAGCUAAGACCACUGUAUUGUAGAAGCGAAAGCACAGUCACAAAUGUUUGCUCCAUAAAGAAUAGAUACUUAUACUUGUCGUUUUCUUGUCCCCUCUGUAGCUGGUGGUGUUCCUGCCCGCUCUGUGUCGUAAGAUGGGCGUCCCUUACUGCAUUGUCAAGGGCAAGGCCAGGCUGGGAAGACUGGUGCACAGAAAGACCUGCACUUCAGUUGCCUUCACACAGACAAACCCGUAAGUAACAGGUGGCAACGCCAAACACUUGUGAAAGUGGUUGAUGCACUGAGGCCUACCUCUGGGAAGUUGGGCUUGUGCUUUAUAAUAUUUAUGAAAUCCUUUGGUAAUGAUGUAUGAAUUUCUUCAACUGAACAACCAUGUGGCUUUAUAAGCUUUUUAACCCUGAACCAAAAGAUUGUGUGCGGUUUAACUGGAUCUCAAAUGUUCUUUGUGACGAUUCACUGAUAACAUGUUCCUACCUUUUCAGUGAGGACAAAGGUGCCCUUGCCAAGCUGGUGGAAGCCAUCAAGACCAACUACAAUGACAGAUACGAGGAGGUGAGUGGCUGGUCUGACCACCAUCUGUUAAUAUUGACUAGUAGUCAAGCCACCAUGUUUCGGUGUCCUGACGAUGGAAUGUAUUAUCUUGCGGGUUCAAAUUUGGGUUUUUGCAGAUGACGUGAAAUAAUAUUUGCUAUCUUAACAGGGAUGCUGACACCCACCAGGAUCACUUGAUGCAAUUUUCUUGAGACCUAAUUUCUGUAUAUGGCUUUAGGGCUGGGAAUUGCCAGGGACCUCACGAAUCAUAGGCGCUGAUACGAUAUAUAUUGCGAUUUUAUGUUCCAAACAUUACAUUUACAUUUUAGUCAUUUAGCAGACGCUCUUAUCCAGAGCGACUUACAGUUAGUGAAUACAUAUAUUUUUUAUAUAUAUAUUUUUUAUACUGGCCCCCCGUGGGAAUCGAACCCACAACCAUGGCGUUGCAAACGCCAUGCUCUAUCAACUGAGCUGCAUCCCUGCCGGCCAUUCCCUCCCCUACCCUGGACGACGCUGGGCCAAUUGUGCGCCGCCCAUGAGUCUCCCGGUCGCGGCCGGCUGCGACAGAGCCUGGAUUCGAACCAGGAUCUCUAGUGGCACAGUUAGCACUGCGAUGCAGUGCCUUAGACCACUGCGCCACUCAGGAGUACAUAUUGCUCACUGUAUGCUGCAGGGAGACUGAGGGCAUGAUAAUGAGUUUUGAUCAGUCAGGGAAAUGGUAGUGCUGAACAGACUGGCUCACUAUUUUUGGGGGAUUGAACAAGCUAUAGGAUAAAAAAAUACCUGCCUUUUGGCGCAGGUACAGCAGACUAGCACUAGCUAACGCUAACUUUUACAAACCGAUACGGGUGUCAAAUCUAUCGUCCAAAAAUAUUGCGACGUCGCUACAUAACUGGAGGUGAUCUGGAGGCACACAAGUCACCUCAUUGCCGCAGUCGUCCCCUUUGUCUCUGAAAGGUCUUCCUUAUGCCAUUCCGGACUUCAAUUAAAUCAUGACAAUUUGCUUCCUUUCCUAGAUCCGUCGUCACUGGGGAGGUGGUAUCAUGGGCCCUAAGUCCACAGCCCGCAUCACAAAGCUGGAGAAGGCAAAGGCCAAGGAACUGGCCACCAAGCUUGGAUAAACUGUUUGCUAUUAAAAUAAAUGUCCCAAGAAAUAUGCUGUUUUUAUCUUGUCUUUUGUCAAUACUGAACCCAAAAAAUAUCAACUCAACAUGAAAUCUGUGAAAUUGUUGUACUGAGUUAGUUCAUAGAAGAAAAUCAGUCAAUUGAAAUAAACUAAGCUCUAAUCUAUGGAUUUCACAUGGGCCUUGGAGGGCAUAGGCU